AAGCUGCACGCUCGUCGCGCUUCAACGGACCAGCGGACUUUUUUUCCCUUCUCUCAUACCAGACGAAGAAGGGGCGGAAACGAUACAUUUUCAACACAAACAGCGACGUUAUUACUGUAGAACUGCAAGUCAAAGCAUAUCGUGUUGUUUUAUUUCGGUUCGGGUGGAACUUUUAAAACCAGUGAGAUUGUAAGUCAUUGUGAGGAACCUGCUGGUCCCAAGGUCUACCUGAUGAGUAUGAGCCUGACUACAGAACCCUCUAACGAUGGUCCCACUGUUACAGAAGAGAGCAAAAUGACUUCAGCUGAGAAGAAGGACAAGAAGGCAGAUGAUGUGGCGGAGGAAGAGGAGGAAGAGGAAGAAUACGUGGUGGAAAAGGUCCUGAAUCGGCGAGUGGUGAAAGGGAGGGUAGAGUACCUUCUUAAGUGGAAAGGCUUCUCUGAUGAAGAUAAUACAUGGGAGCCAGAAGAUAACUUGGACUGUCCAGAUUUGAUCGCAGAAUUUCUGCAGUCCCAGAAAUCUGCGCACGACGGAAAGAGGAAGGCAGCCGGAGAUGCAGAUGGAGACGAAAGUAAAUCAAAGAAGAAAAAAGACGACACAGAGAAACUAAGGGGUUUUGCCAGAGGUCUGGAUCCAGAAAGGAUUAUUGGUGCCACAGAUUCUACAGGAGAACUCAUGUUCCUCAUGAAAUGGAAAAAUUCUGACGAGGCUGACCUGGUGCCGGCAAAGGAGGCCAAUGUGAAGUGUCCGCAGGUGGUCAUCGCGUUCUAUGAAGAGAGACUCACUUGGCACUCGUAUCCCACCGAAGAUGAGAAAAAGGAUGAGAAAAACUAACACAGGGCCAAGGGGCAGGGGCAAAGAAAGAAACUGUAGUUUUGAACUCCAUUGUACUUUCAACAGGAGAUUGGCAAGAGGGAGGAGGGAGGGAGGGGGGCAGAGACAAGCAAGACGCCAUUGGACUCAUUUGUCUUCUGGUGUAGUAUCACUCAUUUGACUCAACUUUUAUCUGGAUAUAAUCUAAAUGUAUAUAUGAUUCAGGUUUGCCUGACAAAACCCUGUCCAUUUGAAUUGUAAAACAGUGUUAAUUUCCAGUAUCCAUUCCAGUUUGAAGAAUUGCUCGGCUAUUUCAGUAUCAUUUUCACAUAACAUUUGGUCCAGUGCUCAGUCAUCUUGCCAUAACAUCGUAUCAGUGAGGUGAUGUUUUUAUUUCAUUAGUGUGCCUUUUGUUGUUUUUUUCUUUUUUCUUACUCGGUUCAUCGGUGCUUUUCAGGGCAAAACUGUGCUCAUCUUUGCUGUUUCCUUAGGACUCAUUUGGUGUACGGUUAUGAGCUCUUUUCAGUGAUUACUUUGGUCACAGGUAACUUUGUAGUGUUUUUCAUUAUAUAGUCUUGCUUGUCAGUUUUGGAAAAUAAACCACUUUUUGUUACUG
Messenger RNA from Lates calcarifer (barramundi perch), 1429 nucleotides. RefSeq names its product chromobox homolog 1b (HP1 beta homolog Drosophila) (gene cbx1b). The transcript is spliced from 6 exons. Gene Ontology annotation, biological process: chromatin organization; negative regulation of transcription by RNA polymerase II. Lineage: Eukaryota; Metazoa; Chordata; Actinopteri; Centropomidae. Gene Ontology annotation, molecular function: chromatin binding. The record is from RefSeq and is a predicted model, not a curated record. Gene Ontology annotation, cellular component: pericentric heterochromatin; nucleus. Bases 232 to 834 code for a protein of 200 amino acids.